This is a messenger RNA of Clarias gariepinus (North African catfish), 2144 nucleotides long. RefSeq names its product CDC42 small effector 2 (gene cdc42se2). Gene Ontology annotation, molecular function: small GTPase binding. Gene Ontology annotation, biological process: regulation of Rho protein signal transduction. The record is from RefSeq and is a predicted model, not a curated record. Gene Ontology annotation, cellular component: plasma membrane. The transcript is spliced from 5 exons. NCBI's taxonomy places the organism in Eukaryota, Metazoa, Chordata, Actinopteri, Siluriformes, Clariidae. Bases 482 to 739 code for a protein of 85 amino acids.
UCUGUUUUUUCCCGGCUGCAGACAUUUACUGCUGACUCGCUCCUGACAAGUCGUGCUUUUGUCUCCGGUUAGCUUGGACUCCCGGGCGCCGUGUCCUCGUGCUGCUGGUGGUCUGGGCUCGUGUCGGGGAGCUCGGCGCGCGCUGUUCCCUACAGCACAGGUGAAAUCUCAGUGCCUGUGUGUGUGUGUGUGUGUGGAGGACAGAAGAACAGCUUUGUGCGAUUCGUCCACAUCGGUCUGAGGGAUUGCCUAUCGAAGCACACCAAAGAGAGCCUCUCCCUGUGGGUGUGUGUAUGUGGUUCUCUCAGGAUCUGCUUUGUCUGAGAAACCCGUCUACAUACAGCACGUUCGACUGAGAAAUAUCAUCAUUAUCCAGCGUGCCAGGCCUGCUGAGCCCGGCGUGCUCUUUUCUGACUUUUCCCUUAGAGCCCUUCACACCCUCUGCAAACACUGGCACAGCAGCACUUUAGGACAGCAAAUCAUGAGCGAGUUCUGGUUGUGCUUCAACUGCUGUAUCGCCGAGCAGCCGCAGCCGAAGCGACGGAGGCGCAUUGACAGGAGUAUGAUCGGUGAGCCGACAAACUUUGUCCACACAGCCCACGUGGGAUCUGGAGAUCUGUUCAGCGGAAUGGACUCUGUGAACUCAAUUCAGAACCAAAUGCAGUCGAAGGGCGGGUACGGACGUGAGACCAUGUCCAUUAAUGCGCAGAUGCAAAUGGUAGACACAAAAGCAGGAUAAUCCCCAACUUCAGGAGGCUUCCACUGCAUCAGUGUAUCCAUUCCAACUUUUUCCAUAGCCUCCCAGCAUCCCUCUGUUCUCACCAAGCAAACACACGGACCAUCAUGCACUCCAUGGGAAUGAGGAUGCCCUGUCCACGGCUGUCAGUGUCCUCGCCGCCCUCAUAAUGGACGCUUGCAUGCCCCGUCAACAACCGUCUAGCAGUGCAUGGUGUAACCUGGCCUAUAUGUCUGUGGUUUGAACAGCUCAUUUUCUCAGCACUCAUACGCAAAGGUCUGGAACCUACAAGUACAAACUUUUUUUUUUGUUUUUUUUUUCAGUUUUGAUUUAUUUUCUUUUUUUCCUUCAGAGACUUUUUGAGUUUGAAUCCUGGCGUGAACAACAACAUGAACAACAUUCGUAUAAAUUGUUGCUCUGCGAUGUCAAAAUGCUCGUUUCCGAUUGUUUGAGGAGUCACUUCUGAGCAGAACUACCGUUUUGUUUUUUUUUGUUUUUUUGUGUGAGUGUGUUUAGUUUUUGGAGACGGACGCUCAAAUGAAUGCUAUUUUGUAAAGAAGUAUAAAUGUUCUUCUGUUAUUCGUCAUUUCAGAUCAUUUCUUGUAUCUUUUGUUUUUCUUUGUGAUAAAACAUGAUUAGAUUGGUAAUAACUGAUGCUGAAAUGCACAACUGACAUUUCUUUUACCACCCUGCUGUAAAUGUUUUAUCAUAAACUUGAUAUGAAGAUGCUCAAGAUAUAGUUGUUUGCUGUACAGUCAAUGUCCUAAUGCUUUAACAAUGUCGUCAGUGUCUAAAUGCUUUAAGCUGAUAUGGCAUCAAUAUUUAUGAGAUUAUGGAAGAUCUUGAAAUUGGGGCCAGUUCGCUAUCUCUGUUGUUUUUGCAGUCAUUUGGAAAAUAUAAUAUGACCUCUUAGAUAAUGCUCUAGCGAUUUUUACUUCUUUGGAACAAAUGCCCCAAGCCUGCCAUUUAUUAUUGAAACUAUUACUCUCAAAGAUUUUUUGGCGUGAGAGACUCACGUUUUAAAUGGUUAUUAAACUAAAUAGUUUUGUCGAAUUGCACUAAUUUUAUGAAUGCAAAGUGAACAUCAGUAGAUUAUUGGAAAUUUAAAGUGUGGCUUGUUAAAAUACAAUAGAUGACUUUUACAAGUCGCUAAGGCUUCUCAAUCAAUUUUACAAAUGACAUUAGUUUGGAUUCAAGUCAUUGAUCAAUUCGAACAUUAAAACAACCUCAGUUUAGAGGGAGGUAUAUCCAGUAAAGUUAAAUGAGAUACAAGGCCAUACAGUAUGAAGGGCGAUCUUACAGCUGAAUGUCCAAUUGUGUGCUUUCUGUUUGUAUAUACAGUGUAUUAUGUGUGCCACGACCUAAACUAUGCUAAUUUAUUUUUCCUUUUUCCUUCUGUGUGACCCCC